AUGUCUUCAGCUUCAGGAAACGAUCUUGAGAAGACAGUUUAUGACGAGAGUGAUUAUACUUAUGAUGACUAUGACUCGACUACUGGCAAAUUCCCCGGAAAAUCAUCAUACCGUAAAUUCGGAUGCUGUUGCACUGCUCUAGAUUUCAAAGAUUCAGAAAAAUACUAUUGUGGAAGUUGGUAUUGUGGUCCCUCACCUUAUAUCAUUGUAAUAUUAUCGCUCUGGAACAUGGUUAUUCAUUUUGUAUAUACGUUACUUUACACAUCAUAUUUUGGCUACAUUUUCACACCAAUAUUGUUAAUAGUAUACAUUAUGUUUUUAGUAUCUUACUUCCAAAUGAUAUCUGUAGGUCCUGGAUAUCUGCCAUUUUACUGGCAUCAUGCAUCAGAGCAUUUAUUAGAAGGAUUAAGCACCGAAGACAAUUUUGAAGGUAUAACAACUUUUCCUGCACAACUUGUAUGGCUCAAAUCAAAUCCACGACCAAAUAGAGCUUAUUACUUCCCUAACGUCGGCAGGUAUGUAAUUCGCCCCGAUUUCUAUUGUAAAUGGGCUGGUGUUUACAUAGGUAAAAGAAACGAAAAAUUGCUUUUGCUGACAACAUUGUAUGCAACGAUUUUUUGCUUUUUCUUAGUGAUUUCACAUUUUGUUACUUUGAUAAUUCGGAGGAACGAACUGACUACUUCCAAUUUUACCAUUAUUGUUAUAUCUAUUCCGGUUGAACUUUUCAUUACGUUAAUACCACUUGCUCAAUUUUCAAGGUCAAUUGGUCUUACAUCGAACAAUCUAACUAAAUUUGAAAUAGAGCAUGGUAUUGAUAAGGAAUAUUUUGGAAAUGAAAGCAAAAAAGAAAAUCUUCUUGACGUUUUUGGAAGAGAUCAGAAUUGUUGCAUGUAUGCGCUUCCAAUAUCUCCAUUUACUGGAAUGACUAAUCAGGAACUAAUCCAAAAUGAAAAGCCAUAUCCAUUUCUGCGUCUCAUAGGUGUUAAAUAG
Trichomonas vaginalis G3 is the source of this 990-nucleotide messenger RNA. Its product is annotated as cysteine S-palmitoyltransferase protein. The record is from RefSeq and is a predicted model, not a curated record. Gene Ontology annotation, biological process: peptidyl-L-cysteine S-palmitoylation; protein targeting to membrane. Lineage: Eukaryota; Parabasalia; Trichomonadida; Trichomonadidae. Gene Ontology annotation, molecular function: protein-cysteine S-palmitoyltransferase activity. Gene Ontology annotation, cellular component: Golgi apparatus; endoplasmic reticulum. Bases 1 to 990 code for a protein of 329 amino acids. The transcript has a single exon.